AUGCGUCGUGGCCUGCGGCGCCGCCGCCGCCAAGGACCACCUCUUCAAGGGUCGCAGGAGCAGCCGGGCCUGGUCACCAUCGCCAUGGAGGAGAUCCUCGACUUCGCGGCGUCCAUCGGCGGCACCGUCAGGGUCUCGUCCUACCAGGUGGUGCAGGACACCCACGUCUUUGAUCUGCUGGAGCCCAAGGAGCAGGAGGUCCUGGUGCUGGAGGAUGCCCAGGGCAAGACACACCUCAAGGGCCUCUCCAAGGUUCAUGUCAAGUCCAUUGAGGAUUUCACGCGGCUGGGUUGUUUCGAUGAGAACCAGGACAAGCAGCAGCCCACCAAAGCUUCUUCUUCUUCUACCCAGCAGCAACCCACUAAACCAUUUUCUACCCAGCCGCAACCCGCUAAAGCUUCUUCCACCCAGCUACCGGCCAGAGGGCACCAAGGCCUCAUCAUACACAUAUCUAGCUCUGACCAGGACGGCAAAGAGCGUCCCGUGGCCAAGAUCAACUUUCUCAGCCUCACAGACUAUGUGGACCCCAAGCAGAAGACCGGCGGUGCAGCAGCCGCUCUGUCGAGCGGCAACAAGUCCAUGUACACCCUGAUGAAUGUCGUGCAAGCGCUCAACAGCAACCAGAGCUUCGUUCCAUACAGGCAGAGCAAAGUGACUCGUAUUCUGCAAGACUCUCUGUGCAAGACGAGCGGGGCUGUGGUGAUCGCCUGCUUGGAAGAAGUUUCCUGCCAAGAUACGGUUUAUACUCUCAGCUUGGCCGCUCGCUCGAGUCAAGUGGCCACUCAAGCGGCUAACGAACAAUGCCGCAGGUCCACGAGUGUUACAAGUUUCAAAAGGGCAGAUGUUAACUUGUCUGCAGUUGCUAAAAGCUCCUCAAGGCCGAUUCUUUCUUCUACACACCAACCGAAUCCCGUGGUAGAGAAGCAGCAGGAUCGGCCCCAAUGGAAUAUGAGCGCAGUAAAAGCAGCUCGAACUCCCAUUGCGAAUAAGAGGUCUCAACCAACCAUGCAUCCAGCGAAAAAAUCUGAAAACUCGCUCCCUACUCCUAUCAAAGUUACCCAAAAGGCUGCUACACCCACAAUGAGCGGAAGGUCUCAACCAAACAUGCAUUCAGCAAAAAACCUUGAGAGCUCGCUGUCUACUCCUAUCAAAAUGCCUCCAAAGGAUGCUAAACCCACGAUGAGUGGAAGGUCUCAACCUGAAAGCGCGGUCUCUCCUCCAACCAAGAUGAAGCAAAAGGAUGCCAAACCCGCAAUGAGUGGAAGGUCUCAAGUAAUGAUGCGCUCAGCAAAGAAACUUGAAAGCUCGCUUUCUGCUUCUAUCAAAACAAAGCAAAAGGAUGCUAAACCUACUGCAACGAGUGGAAGUGCCUUAUUAUGCCCAAGCACCAAUUCAGCAAAGGAAGAGGCAGCAGUCAUUGCACCAGCAACAGUAACAGAAGUCGAGGAGAUACAAUCAUCACAAGGCAUGGAAAUCGAUGCUCCAUCAACAGAUGAGGGAUUUGACAAAACAGGCGAUGCUUUAGAUACUGUCCCAUCUGAAGUACAGAAGGUGGUCUCGAGUGGUAUGGCAAUCGGUGCCCCAUCUACAGAUGAGGGAUUUGAUAAAACAAGCGAUGCUCUGGAUACCGUAUCAUCUGAAAUACAGAAGGUGGUCUCAAGUGGUAUGGAGGAAGAGGACCAUUCAUCGUCAAGUCUGGAUGCAGCGAGUUCGUGUACCAUGGACUUGGGCGAAACCUGCUCUUCAAACAUUCCUGAUGCCUUUGUCGAGAAGACUCCAGUCAAAACUCACAUGAACACUCCAAAGAUCAGCGACAAGCUGAGAGAGAUAUCAAACUCACUGAAGCUUCUUAAUGCUCGUCCAUUGAGCGUAAUGGCACAAAAGGUAGCCAUGGAAAAGACACAAGAAGAGGGCAUGGAGAAGACGCAAAAGGUGGCCAUGGAAAAGACACAAGAAGUGGCCAUGGAAACAACACAAGAAGAGGGCAUGGAGAUGACACAAGGAGUGGGCAUGGAGAAGACAGAAGAAGUGGCCAUUGAAAAGACACAAGGAGUGGCCAUGGAAAAGACACAAGAAGAGGGCCUGGAGAUGACAGAAGAAGUGGCCAUUGAAACGAAACAAGAAGAGGGCAUGGAGACGACACAAGAAGUGGCCAUUGAAACGACACAAGAAGUUGCCACUGGAACGACACAAGAAGUUGCCACUGGAACGACACAGGAAGAGGGCAUGGAGACGACACAAGGAGUUGCUGUUGAAGCAGCACAAGAAGUGGCCAUUGAAACAACACAAGAAGUGGCUGUUGAAACAACACAAGUGGCCAUUGAAACGGCAGAAGAAGUGGCUGUUGAAACAAUACAAGAAGUGACUGUUGAGACGGCACAAGAAGUGGCCACUGAAACAACACAGGAAGUGGCUGUUGAGACGGCACAGGAAGUGGCUGUUGAAACAACACAAGAAGUGGCCACUGAAACAACACAGGAAGUGGCCACUGAAAUGACACAGGAAGUGGCUGUUGAAACAACGCAAGUAGUGGUGGCUGUUAAAACAACACAGGAAGUGGCCACUGAAACGACACAAGAAGUGGGCAUGGAAUGUGUCCAGGGUGGGACCAACAUAGAUGCACCUGAACCAAAGACGCCUGCGAUGCACCUCAAGGUCGAGCAACCAGCAGAUCCAAAGACUCCUGCGAUACACCUCAAGUUUGAGCAAGCAGCAGAUUAUCCGACUAGUUCAUUCAAGACUCGUAGCACCGGGAUAAAGAAAUCCAUAGUCCAGGAGUGCUUGAGUUUUCUCAACAGCGCUAACAAGGAGCAAUUGAAGAGCUUGAAGGGCAUCGGAGAGAAAAGAGCAAAUUACAUCAUCGAGCUUCGUGAGCAUUCACCGGAGCUGUUUAAAGGGAUAGAUGAUCUGAGGGAUGUCAUUGGAAUGAAUAAGACGGAGAUAAAAAAGAUGAUGGCGGGGAUCAUCAACAGCCCCUAA
Molecule: messenger RNA, 2979 nt
Organism: Triticum turgidum subsp. durum (durum wheat)
Lineage: Eukaryota; Viridiplantae; Streptophyta; Magnoliopsida; Poales; Poaceae
Source: the annotation of a GenBank genome assembly